CCUGUUGGUGAGCACCGCGAAAAAAAAAAAAAAAAUUCCCCCAGCCUUCCUUCCUUCCAGCGUCCCUUGUGGAGGAGGCUACCGGCGUGCCAUCCCAAGUCUCUGGGCAUAAGGUGGCACCAAGCUCAAAACCGCAGGUGAUGUCGCAGAUCUCCCGGCUUUCUUUCUCGUAAAACAUCCUAGACGUUGAACGCUACUGGUUAUGCGCGGGUGGAAUCUCGACGGUUGGACACACCACGCGCCCACACUUUGAUAAGUGCCUCGCUUGAAAGUGCUGAUCAUUUUAGCCCUCUUUUCUUAUUCAAAAUCUGAUAUAAAUUCCACCUACGUCAGCCGCCUUGUGUCGUCUGCACCUCCGUGACUCUGCUUCCAUACUGCCGUCGCGGCCUUCCUUCACUGCGCAGACUUUUUCGACUUCUGCACAUACCUAACAUCUUUGCUGGCGAGUUGUGCUGCGCUUUGGAUCGUCAUGGCAAUAUGGAGUAGGAAGAAGUCGGACGAAUCAGAGCCCCCGGCUAGCUAUGUCGACGAGGCGAAAUUCGACUACAGUGGCCAGCAUGGCGAGGUUCCGAUCUUGACGGCAGAAGAUGCGGAGACGAAGCUGCACCGUGGCUUGAAGGCUCGCCACAUCACCAUGAUUGCAAUUGGAGGUGCCAUCGGGACGGGUUUGAUCAUUGGAACCGGCGCGGCUCUCGCGAAAUCGGGUCCAGGAUCCAUUCUCAUCUCUUACACUUUUAUCGGAAUCAUCGUCUUCCUCGUCAUGGCCGCUCUUGGUGAAAUGGCUGCUUGGCUACCACUUGGAGAGGGCUUUGCGGGCUAUGCGACGCGAUUCUGUGACCCUGCCCUUGGCUUUGCUCUCGGCUAUACAUACUGGUUCAAGUACAUUAUCGUGACGCCGAAUCAACUAACUGCGGCCGCCCUUGUUAUACAGUACUGGUGUCCUCCUGAGAAGGUGAAUCCAGGCGUGUUCAUCACCGUGUUCUUGGUAGUUAUCGUCACGAUCAACUACAUUGGCGUCAAAUGGUUCGGCGAGUUUGAAUUUUGGCUAUCUUCGAUGAAGGUCUUGGUCAUCUGCGGCCUUAUUCUGCUUUCGCUCGUCCUUAUGCUAGGCGGAGGUCCAAAUCACGACCGCACUGGCUUCAGAUACUACCAUGAUCCCGGAGCGUUCAAGCCAUAUAUCGAUAGUGGAGCCGCUGGAAAAUUCUACGGCUUCUGGGCUUCCAUGGUCACCGCUGUUUUUGCCUACCUUGGAACCGAGCUUGUCGGAGUGACUGUUGGAGAGGCGCAAAACCCACGCAAGACGAUCCCACGUGCCAUCAAGCUGACCUUCUACCGGAUCCUUUUCUUCUACGUCUUCUCCGUCUUCCUCCUUGGUUGCAUUGUUCCGUACAACUCUCCCGAGCUCAUCUUCGCAAGCAAGAAAUCCAACAGUGCUGCUGCUUCACCAUUUGUCGUCGCGAUUCAGAUUGCAGGCAUUGGUGGUCUACCUGGCUUCCUCAAUGGCUGCAUCUUGCUGUUUGUGUUUAGCGCUUCGAACUCCGAUCUCUACAUCGCAACUCGAACCCUGUACGGAAUUGCGCUCCAGGGCAAGGCGCCUAGGAUUUUGGCGAGGACGGAUAAGCGGGGUGUUCCAUACAUGGCUCUUGGCUGCUCUUCGCUCUUCUGUCUCUUGGCCUACAUGAAUUGCACCAGCGAUUCGAAAGUAGUCUUUGGCUACUUUGUGAACCUUGUCACCAUCUUUGGCCUCCUGACAUGGGUCUCGAUCCUUGUCACGCAUAUCUAUUUCGUCCGAGCUAGGAAAGCACAGAAUGUGCCGGAGACCUCACUCGCCUACAAGGCACCAUUUGGUGCUAUGGGCUCUUAUUUCGCCUUGUUCUUCUGCUGCUUGAUCGCACUCACAAAGAACUUUAACGUCUUCACAAAAGGCGACUACGGCGAUUUCGAUUACAAGAACUUCAUCACAGGCUACCUCGGUAUUCCUUUAUACCUGAUCUUGAUCUUCGGCUACAAGAUCUGGCACAGGACGCAGGGAGUGUCACCAGCGGAGGCAGACCUUUGGACUGGAAAGGACAUCAUUGACCGUGAGGAGCAAGAAUUCUUGGCUCAGGAGCGAGCGAAGGGUAAGCUCGCUACGAAGAGUGGCAAGUUAUACAAGAGAUACGUCGGGUGGCUGUUGUAGUUUCUCGUGGACGAAGCCCCAAUGAAUCCUCCAGUACCGUUUCUGGUUAGUGAUAACGAGAUCAAUCACGCAAAUUAUUAUUUUUAUCCGAUUGAAGACAUGUAUGCAAGCGAAAGGACCCCCUAUGUUCAAGACAAACAAAGUCGUCACCCGAUCAUGCGUUCCAAUGAGUUUCAAU
Messenger RNA from Verruconis gallopava, 2357 nucleotides. RefSeq lists its product as uncharacterized. The transcript has 4 exons. Gene Ontology annotation, biological process: amino acid transmembrane transport. The coding region runs from base 470 to 2179 and encodes 569 amino acids. Gene Ontology annotation, cellular component: membrane. Gene Ontology annotation, molecular function: amino acid transmembrane transporter activity. NCBI's taxonomy places the organism in Eukaryota, Fungi, Ascomycota, Dothideomycetes, Venturiales, Sympoventuriaceae. The record is from RefSeq and is a predicted model, not a curated record.